Molecule: messenger RNA, 5499 nt
Organism: Schistocerca gregaria
Lineage: Eukaryota; Metazoa; Arthropoda; Insecta; Orthoptera; Acrididae
Gene: rdgC
Product: serine/threonine-protein phosphatase rdgC
Exons: 16
Coding region: 265-2406 (713 amino acids)
Biological process (GO): detection of stimulus involved in sensory perception
Cellular component (GO): nucleus; cytosol
Molecular function (GO): iron ion binding; protein binding; manganese ion binding
Source: RefSeq, a predicted model, not a curated record
AGUAGCGUCGCGACGGCCGCCGACGCCGCGUCUCGCACGCACGUACGCAGCAGCCUGCCGCGCCGCCUACGCACGCGAGCCCUCCGGUACGCGAACACGCACGCAGGUGCCGCACGGCUCACGCCGAGUGCACUGCCGUUGCCACCAGCCCGCGCCCAACGUUGCGAAUCUGACUCUUCUCCCAGGAUGGCGCUACGGUAUCAAAUUGAGAACCUACAACAGAUGCGCCAGAGGUCAUAAGUAGACGAGCAGCCGGCAGCAGCCAUGAUGGGGUGCGGGGGUUCCCGCGGGCUGUGUCCCUGCGUGCGCGCCAAGGGCCUCAGCGCCGCGCAGGACAGCGACUCGGACGCCAGCGACGCCAGCUCCGCCAAAAGCACCCUCCACCAGCAGCCGCAGCAGCAGGGCGGGGGUGGCGCCUGUCCGGCCGCCAGCGGACUGCUCGCCGCGCUGUUCCGCUGCCGCAAGGCGCGCAAGAGCGAGUUCAGCAUGCCCAAGGUCGAGAGGACUAUGAAGGCGGCGAUCCUGAUCCAGCGCUGGUACCGCCGCUACCUGGCGCGCAUGGAGGUCCGCCGCCGCUACACGUGGACCAUCUUUCAGAGCAUCGAGUACGCUGGUGAGCAGGAUCAGGUCAAGCUGUACAAUUUCUUCAACGCGCUGCUGACACACAUGCCGGACCCUACGGUGCCACGACCCGUGGGGACGGAGGUCGCCAAGAGUCCCACCUCAGGGUCGGCGAGCGCGCAGCCAGCGGACGACGAGUCCAGCGAUGGAGGACUCAGCCCGGUGGACAGCACCUACAAGGGCAUCCACGUCGGCUCGCCGCUCUCCAGGGCAGACCUCGACAACCUCAUCGACUGCUUCCGGAAAAAAAAGCAGCCGCACCGCCUGCACGCGCGCUACGUGGCCAGCAUCCUGCGGGAGGCCGCCGCCGCACUCAAGCGGCUGCCCAACCUCAACCAGGCCUCUACCUCCGUCAGCAAGCAGGUCACCAUCUGCGGCGACCUGCACGGCAAGCUCGAGGACCUGCUCGUCAUCUUCCACAAGAACGGGCUGCCAUCCACGGAGAAUCCGUACGUCUUCAACGGCGACUUCGUGGACCGCGGGAAGAAGGGCCUCGAGGUGCUACUGCUAUUGCUGGCCUGUCUGCUCGUGUUCCCCGGCGGAGUCUUCCUUAACAGGGGUAACCAUGAGGACCACAUCAUGAACACGAGAUAUGGGUUCAUCAGAGAAGUGAGACUGAAGUAUCGGCAAAACGCAGACCGGCUUCUCAAGCUGAUCGAGGUGGUGUACCGGUCUCUGCCGCUGGGCACAGUGGUCAACAACAAGGUGCUGGUGGUGCACGGUGGCAUCUCCGACAUCACCGACCUGGAGUGGGUGCGCUCUCUGGACAGGCACAAGUACGUGUCUCUGCUGCGGCCGCCCGUCACGGACAGCCAGGCACCUGGGGCGGAGCUCAUCGACAAGAUGGAGUGGAAGCAGGUGUUCGACAUCCUGUGGAGCGACCCGCAGCCGGCGGAGGGCUGCGUCCCCAACUCGCUGCGCGGCGCCGGCACCUACUUCGGCCCCGACGUCACGGACAAGUUCCUGCAGAAGCACAAGCUGCAGUUCAUCGUGCGCUCGCACGAGUGCAAACCCGGCGGCUACGAGCUCACGCACGGCAACAAGGUGAUCACCAUCUUCUCGGCGUCCAACUACUACGAGCUGGGCUCGAACAAGGGCGCCUACCUGAAGCUGGUGGGCAGCGAGCUGUCGCAGCACUUCGUGCAGUUCACGACGGCCACGUCGCGCGCCAAGCGGCUCACCUUCCGGCAGCGCGUCGGACUCGUCGAGACCUCCGCCAUCCGGGAGCUCAGCACGCAGAUACUGGCCUGCCGGGACUCGCUGCUCGCAGAGUUCCGGACUCACGACCCCGGCGACACAGGCUUUAUCACGGUGAGCGAGUGGUGCGCCGCCAUGGAGGCCAAGACGGGUCUGACUCUGCCGUGGCGCAUGCUGAAGGACAAGUUGGUCAGCAUGGACCCGGCUUCCGGCCGCGUGCAGUACGUCACCACCUUCCAGGAGCACCUGCCAGGCCGCAGAGCCGUCACCGAGACAACGGUGGCUGAAACGCUGUAUAGAAACAAAUCGAGCUUGGAAGCCAUCUUCAGGAUAAUAGACAAAGACAAUUCAGGUUACAUAUCGACGGAGGAGUUCUCGGACGCGUGUUCACUGCUGAGCGAACACUUGCAGAACCCCAUCUCGUCCGAGCAACUGCUCGACAUCUGCCGCUCCAUGGACAUCAACAAGGACGGCCUGGUCGAUCUGAACGAGUUCCUCGAGACCUUCCGGCUGGUGGACAUGGAUCGCGACGAGGGCGACGAUGACGACUACGAGUCUCCAGAGGAGAGCACCCCGCGCGCCGAGUGAACACGAAACACAGUGACACCACUGGCGAAAUCCAGCCACGGCGGUGUCUGCUCAUGUGUAAGAACGGGUCAUGGGGACAGUGCUAGCGUGGUACUUCGAAACGGCGUCGAAGAUCUGAGCCGGACGAUGUGGCUGUGAACCCCAGAAAAGUGUUCGAGAAGCUGAUCUCAAGAAGAUUUAGAAGUUUCAGAGUUGCGCGAUUUCACAAUUCAUGUUUCCUCCAUCACGUUCAAAGAUGCAGGAUGAACAUCGGUACAUGAAUUUCCUCAGCAUCAAAUAAGGAAGUAAUAUGAUACAGAUACUACCCUUCACAAUACUCGUUGCGUAUCAUAUGGUUAGUAACCUACACAAUGCUUGUUCCAUUUAAACUGAAGGCACAAUUUUGAACAAAUGUAGUAGAACUUCCUUAUAAAUGCAUUGUGCUGCAGUGUUUCAAGUAAAGUGAACGGCACAGAACAGUGAAAAGAUAAAUAAAAAUCCGAUAUACAUCGCAGAGUUUAACUGGAAUGGUACUCGUCUCUGAUGGUGAACUUAUUGAGGUUCUAAAUGCGGAACGUCGUGUCGACGUACAUAGAUGUAUAUAAUUUUAUUUUGUCGCAACUCUCUUCAAACGAAUCCCAGUUUACUAUUUUGCAGAACAGGACUGCAGAACGGACAGUGAAAACCUUAAUAGAUGUAGUGAAUCUAUCCGAAUAACCAGUUGUUCUUCGUUCAGUUUACUCAGUGUGUUAAAUCUUUUUUUAAGCAGCUGUCAUUGUGCGAAACUGAUAAAAUUACGCGAGUGGUCAAUAUAAGUAUUCAGUACUCCCUAUGCACUUUUAAAAGCUUUGUCUUUCAAAUAACCAAAUAAUGAAGGCGGAGAAGAAUUACCGAUGUCAUAAGCGUAUCUGGCCUCAGAAAUCACGUGUGUUGUAUACUGUGUACUCUCGUUUGGAAUCUUCCUUUCAAGAAGGAAGCAUUUGUGGAGAUUAGUGGGAAAAAAUCGGCCCACAGAUGUAGACAGUUUUAUUUACGAUAGAGAAAGAAAUGUGUCUAUAUUACAGUAAGAACAGUGAGUUACUCUUUCGAAAUCUAUGCGAGACAUACAACAGGUUUUCCAAGUUUCCCUCAAUUCCUUGCUGUAACAUUCAAGAGCACCCAGAAACGAAAAUUUCCUAAACGUGUGACCACAAUUUUACCACUCAUGUUCAUAAAUAACAGUUAAGGUGGUCAUUAGUUUUUCGUUCCUUCCGCUGUACAAUGUAAAAGUGACAUAUAUUAUACAAUCAUACAUCCCAGGUGUGUAUUUGGUGAUAAGGCACUACGUUAACCAGUUAGUUCGAAUUUUCAGUAGCAGGAAUAUAUCUAGUCUAAAAUGCUUGCUGUUUUCUACAAUCCCUACAUGAUAUACAUGUUUGUGCAGUGUACGAGGAACAUACUAUAAUAGUGUUAUAAAAGACUAUGUGUAAAAGGUUUUUUUAUGAAAAAUAUUUGUCACUAUCAAGGCCAGACUGGAUACCUUGUUCUAUUCAGGAUUGUAACAUCAUCCCACAAAACCCCUGACAUUAUGGCGUGGAUGGUAUGGUAACAAGAAAUAAUUUACUGUUAUGGUUAUUCUAUGAACUUUUCAGGAGUUAAUUAUUUUUUUAACUCUCUCCUAUUAGAGUUCUAUACAUUCUGCAAAAGAGAAACUAUCCUGUGUGUAGUGAAAAAUCGGAGAGCAGAGUUUACUUGGGAUAUAGCAACGAGAAGAUCAGUAACGCAGGACUUUUCUAAAAAAAAAUUUUAAAGGAGAAGAUGUAGUAUUCUUAUAAGAGUGUGGUAUAUAUUUACCUAUAAAGAUAAUUAAACCUUGGCAACCUUUUAUGUUCAAACGGUGCUACUUAUUAACGGGAAUUAUGCUAUCCAGCGUCUUCCCUACAGAGGAAUGUAGAUACAUACACACUCACAAGGACACAAGUUAAGCGUCCACAAGUAAUUAUGGAAACAUCAUUGUAGACGAUGUGGUGGUGGUUGUUGGGAUGUUUAAGGGGGACUAAACAGCUAAGGUCAUCAGUCCCCCAGUAGACGAUGUAAUACCAUUUUUGUAGAGCUGCAAAAUUACAUCAGUGGAGUUGCCAAUACGAGUAUACUGUUAGUUCCACGUCGGUAGGAUGUGGAAUUCUGUCGGUCACGGAGUCAUACAUCGAGAAUUUUCAGAUAAACUCAUAAAAUCUUUGUAUGAGUGUUGUAACAAGCGGUUCGCAAUAUUCUGGAUAUCACCAUUUGAUUCGAUUAUAGGGGCAAGCUCAAACCAAAUGUGGUCUAAAGCAGAUGCUAUUUUCAGUAGCGUGAGUGUUUUAGCAUUGAGCAAACAGUGGACAUACGUGUGUGUUGAGCGUGCAGAGACCUGUAUUACUGAAAUACUGUGCCAGAACUUUGUCUCAUAAGUGGCAACAGAACUUUCUUCGUGGCGCUGGUGGUGUCUUGCAGUCGUAUCACAUAGUAUUCCCUUUCAUUCUACCAAAACAGUGCCUAUGUAAUACUUCAAAAAACUGAGACAUUACUGGCCUGCCUCUUUCUUCAUGCUAUGCCCUAUCCCUCCCUCAACUGUGCCAAAACAUUCGCACAUACUUCUUCCCUCGUCUUUGAACUAAGUCAUUAUCGAAAAUAACGUUGUGUUUUAGUGAUUCUGAAUGAUUUUGAUACUCCGCUCUAUCUCAGAAACGACAAUUAUUGAGUGGUAUAAAGUAUGGUGAUUUCACCAUCAUGUAGUCACAUGUAACAGUAAAUACAUCUCCGCCUUCUCAUCUUCAAAUUCUGCAUGAAAUCAAUGUGACGACAGAACGAGGAAUUUCUUGAACUUUUACGAACCAACGGAUCAAGAUUCACUGAUUCUAAGCAUGAUUCUCUUUGUGCAGACUCACCGUGAUUAUUCCACAAUGUAACAUUUUGCAACAUCAUCUAAUCUAUACUUUAGAAGUGGAGGGCUCUUCGUGUACCACCGUCCUUUUCCAGGUGUUUCUGUUCGCACCAUGUGAUUAAAUCGCAAAUUCUUAAUACCAAAGAUACAUACUACAUUCUGUCAUGUCCUAACCCAUUCCACUAUGCUUAAAAAUGACAGUAUGUGACGAC